CGGUCUUCUCCUCCUCCCCCAACUUCGCCACACUUCUGUCGUUCUCGUCCGGCUUAAAGCCAUCCAAAUUUCCACUCACUAUCCACCCUCUCGCCGACCUCUGCUCUCCCGACAUCGAUCCUUUCGUUUCCGCGUCGUUUCACGAACCCAAUAGCAAAGAUCGCGAAAAUGUCUGCAAGCCCAUCCCCGUCCGCCGGUGGCGAUAGCAAGCCUACCGAUCAGAUCCAUUUCCGCUUCUGCCGUGAAUGCUCCAACUUGCUUUACCCGAAGGAAGAUCGCGUCAACAACCGCUUGAUGUUCACAUGCCGAACCUGCCACGUCGGCGAGCCUGCGACCUCCUACUGCGUCUACCAGAACAAGCUCAAUACCCAAGUCGGAGACACCGCCGGUGUGACCCAGGAUGUGGGAUCUGAUCCUACGGUUUGUCUCCCGGGUUUCUGUGCCCAUUGCGGGGAGGAGAUCACUUGCUUUAUCUGUGACUCGUCGUCCGAGGACUCAUUAUCUGAAGAGGAUUAUGAUUCCUUCUCGACGUGCUCCUAGGGCUGAGAUUGCUCUCGCGUCAUGGAUACAUUCCAAGUUGCCUUGAAAGUUCCGUGGCUAACCCGCGCUCUCCUUUAGCUUCCUCGUUCCAACAAGCUCUGCCCGAGCUGCGGUGAAGCCGAAGCUGUCUUCUUCCAGUCCCAACAACGUUCCGCCGAAACUGGAAUGGUGAGCCUCUCUGCCUGUGUCUACGGUCUCCGUGCUGGCAUCGCUGACGUGUUACCCCCAGAAACUCUACUAUGUCUGUUGCUCGUGCGGCAACGUUUUCGUUUAAUCCGUGAUUUUUUUUAUCUAUUUUCAUGUACCUGAUACCCGACACUGGUUCUUGAAGC
Molecule: messenger RNA, 872 nt
Organism: Aspergillus heteromorphus CBS 117.55
Lineage: Eukaryota; Fungi; Ascomycota; Eurotiomycetes; Eurotiales; Aspergillaceae
Product: DNA-directed RNA polymerase II core subunit RPB9
Exons: 2
Coding region: 169-540 (123 amino acids)
Biological process (GO): transcription initiation at RNA polymerase II promoter; DNA-templated transcription; transcription-coupled nucleotide-excision repair
Cellular component (GO): RNA polymerase II, core complex
Molecular function (GO): DNA-directed RNA polymerase activity
Source: RefSeq, a predicted model, not a curated record